CACUUCGUUCGUUGUUGCGUUCACUCGUUCACAUAAUCGAAAUAAAUAUAGAAAUCGUGAGCACAUCGUUAUGACUGUAAAUUCAGGUACCUGCUGAAAUUUCUAUAAAUACCACAAAAGUAUGAAGUUAAUAAGGUACGGGUAAAUAUCUAGGCCACAGAAUUUAGAUCAAAAUGGCACUAUUGGGAGCUCAGCUAGUAAUAACACUGAUUAUGAUCAGUGUCAUUCAAAAAUUGGGGCCACAUUAUUCCCUAGCUCGGUGGUUGUUGUGCUCAACUGGGCUUAUCAGAUACCUUUAUCCCACAGAUAGUGAAUUAAGAGAAUUGGCUAAUAUACCCAAAGAAAAAUCAAAGAACCGUAAAAAUCCCAAAGCACAAACGAACGGGAAGACUACCGUAGAUACUUUUCAUAUUCCCAGAUCAUUGGAUAUAAAAUUAGAUAGUAUUAAGAUCACCAGACAAGAUGUAAUUCAUAUUAGGUACUAUACAGAAUACCAGUGGCUUGUGGAUUUUUCUGUGUAUGCUGCUGUUAUUUAUGGAGCUACAGAAUUGUAUCAAGUGUGGUUUCCUUUAAAAAAUGAAAUCAAUUUGAGUAUGGUAUGGUGUUUUUUGGUGAUUUUAUUUGCAAUUAAAUUAUUGUUAGGUCUGACUGUACAGUAUUUUAAAGGAGAAGAAUCCAUAGGAGAGAGGUCAACAUGUAUCGUCAUGGGCUUUAUCUAUUUAUUAAUUUCCAUGAUGGUACUAAUUGUGGAUGAAAAAACCUUGGAGAUUGGUCUAGAAGAUGCUUACGACAGCUUUAAUAAGAGUGCCUCUGUGUUUUUAGAGAAGCAAGGGCUGUCAUCAACUGGACCAGCUUCAAAAAUUGUUUUGAAGUUCUUCAUGGCUGUCUGGUGUGGACUUCUUGGUGCUCUUUUCACUUUCCCAGGAAUUAGACUUGCCAAAAUGCACUGGGUACUUUUAAAAUAUUUUCAAGAUAACAAGCUAAAACAGCUACUUCUCAACUUCACAUUCGCCUUGCCGUUUAUCCUGGUAAUUUUCUGGAUAAAACCGGUAUCCAGGGACUACUUGACUGACAGAAUUUUCUCCGGACGAUCUGAGCCUCUGAUGACAAAAGAUGCUUUCGAUUCAUUUAGAUUAUUAGCCAUUGUUGCCACGAUGUGUCUUAAAUUAGUUUUGAUGCCUUGGUAUUUACAAGCCUAUCUCGACAUGGCUUUCCAUCGACUGGAAAAUCAGAAGAAGGAAGCUGGAAGGAUAACCAACACGGAGCUGCAAAAGCAAAUUGCUGCAGUUUUUUACUAUCUUUGCGUGGUAACUCUACAAUAUGUGGCACCGAUCGUCCUGUGUUCUUUCUUCACUCUGAUGUACAAAACUCUCGGCGAAUACCAGUGGACAGGCGAACUGUUAAAGUACCAACCGUCCGACAAUGACACAAUGGUAGCAACCGAAAAGUCUUUGCCGAAUAUGGAAAUCUUCGGUUCUAGCGAAGACUCAAAAUCGAUAUCAGACACCGCAGCCGAAUUCCAUCUGACCUUGGAGAGUCUCAAGUCUGUUUUCCCGAAGACUGUAUUCAGGGGGUUGUUCGGAUUUGCUACGUGGUGGUGCUGUUUUUUGUACUUCGCCACCACAUCGUUCGGAUUGAUCUAUCAAUCGUACUUUUCUAAUUUUUAGAUCUUUUGUAUAAAUAAAUUUCAUAAUGUGUCCCUUGCGUUUGUUAAUAAUAAAGUUUUUAAAAACU
Diabrotica balteata is the source of this 1734-nucleotide messenger RNA. The record is from the annotation of a GenBank genome assembly. Lineage: Eukaryota; Metazoa; Arthropoda; Insecta; Coleoptera; Chrysomelidae.